GUCUUAUUAGGCGGCUUUAGGGAAGGUUCCGCUGCAAUACAGUGAGAAGAGACAGCGGCUCUGAGCAGGAACCCACCGCCUAAACUCCGACACUGUGGCUUAUUUCUUUAGGCCGGGGUCAACUAGUAUUUAUUUUAAGCAACUGGCGGCUAGAUACAUGAACCUGCUAUUUCUCGAUUUUCCACACUCAAAGAAAAAUCGGCCAUCUCUAUACAGCCAAGACACCGAGACGCAAAACAAUCGACCCGCGUUUUAUUAAGCGCUGCUUCUGCUACCCUUACCUCGUCUAAUCUCUCUCUUCCACACACUCGGACGAAAUGGCUCGCGGCAACCAGCGCGAAAAGGCGCGGGAGAAGAACCUCAAGGCCCAGGCUUCCCAGAAAUCAAAGAACGCCAAGAGCGGCACCGAGAUGCAACGUGAUAAGGAGGCCGUCGCCGAGAUGAUGCGCAAGAAGCAAGCUGCUGCCGACGCGAAGAAGCAAGCUGCCGCUGCCGCUGCCUCGAAGUAGUCGUUAGGUUAUAGGCAUGGUGAUAGGCGUACAUGCGUAGACGGGAUAACAAAUCUUUUUUCAUGAUAUCACGACGUAGGACGAGUUUUCUACAAAGGGGUGGGACUCGAGGCGUGCAACGGCGUCUGGAAUUUCUCAAAUUCGUUCCUCGACGAAUCCAACUAUCCUCAAUAUAAAGCGUAUUUGACUUUUAAGUCCGGUGACUAUUCGUAGACGAAGUUACUAUUCCGUGAACUUCGAUUGCUGCGUAUUAUAGAUCUUUAGAUAUAAGAUAAAUAGACAUCAUAACACCUCAUUGAACGGGGAA
Molecule: messenger RNA, 816 nt
Organism: Annulohypoxylon truncatum
Lineage: Eukaryota; Fungi; Ascomycota; Sordariomycetes; Xylariales; Hypoxylaceae
Product: putative serf family protein
Exons: 3
Coding region: 318-509 (63 amino acids)
Source: RefSeq, a predicted model, not a curated record